AAUUUUUAUUUUUUAUUUUUGGCGAACAAGUGAGGGAGCAAUUUUGCCAAAACAUGACCUCAACCAAUUUCAUUAGACACGUUGAGUUUGUGGUAGCACAUCACAUGGAAGAUGGGAAGUAAACAGUAAAAGAAAACCCCUCUGCUUCACACGCAAAAAUCCAUAAACCCUAGGAAGCCAUGAAAAGGGCUUUGCUAAGGAGCAUCUCUCUCUUCGCUCGCAAUCGUAUUCUCUCUCCUCCCUCAUGCAAUUCGAGCCCUAGCUUUUCACCGAUCAGAUGCGCAGCUCCCAUUCCGUCGAAGCUCAGUCUCGGCGUCAGGCUUUAUUCGUCAGAGAACGACUCCUCCAACGAAAACACAACUAGUCCCGUUCCAGAGUCCGUUCCUGAGACCAACUUAACCAAACCCGAGAAGAAAGAUGUCACCAUUGAGGACGUCAGUGACAAAGAACUUAAAAUGCGGAUAGAGAAAUACUUUAAGGGCGAUGAGGAGGCUCUCCCUGAUAUCCUCGAAGCUAUUCUACAGAGGAAGUUAGCGGGGAAGCACGAGGAAACGGAUGAUGAGUUGAUGGAGGAGCUCCGAAUGCAGCCAUUGGAUGAUGUAAAAGACAAAGAAUUUGAAUCGGAUUUUGAGGAAUUGUAUAAGACCGAUGAAGAGAUUGAUGAUUUGUAUAACGCAAGGGAUAUUGUUAUGGAGAGAAUGGUGAAGGAUGGGCCCCUUAAUAUGGAUGAGAAGAAGUGGGAUGAGAUGGUGGAAGAAGCAAUUAAGCAUAAGUAUCUAAAGGACACAAAAGAGUGCGAGGAGAUUCUUGAGGAUAUGCUUAGCUGGGACAAUCUUCUACCAGAUGAAAUUAAAAGAAAGGUCGAAAAGAAGUUCAAUGAACUUGGGGAUAUGUGUGAAAGAGGAGAGCUUGAACCAGAAGAAGCUUACAAGCUGUUCAAGGAAUUUGAGGAUGAGAUGGUUGCAGAAUACCUAAAGAUGAUGGAAGCAGAAGGCCCUCCACAAUUUGAUGAGACUUGUGAACCAGACAAUAAAAUGGAUUCGGAUGACCCACCAGGUGAAGGGCCAAUUCUUAGAUGGCGAACUCGGGUAGUCUUUGCUCCUGGUGGUGAUGCUUGGCAUCCCAAGAAUAGAAAAGUGAAAUUGUCUGUUACCGUUAAAGAACUUGGACUUAAUAAAUAUCAAUUUCGUCGGCUCAGAGAAUUGGCUGGGAAGCGUUACCAUCCUGGGAAAGAUGAGCUUACAAUUACUAGUGAAAGGUUUGAGCACCGAGAAGAAAACAGAAAGGAUUGUCUUAGGACUCUCCUUUCCAUCAUUGAGGAAGCUGGGAAGGCUGGUAAGCUGGUAGACAAUGCUCGAGCUUCGUAUGUCAAGGAGAGACUGAGGGCAAAUCCUGCGUUCAUGGAGAGAUUGCGUAAAAAGACCUCAAGAGUGGAAGAAUCCGAUGAUGUGUCCACUUGAGAUUUUGGAUAUGCAAUUUCUAGCACGUGCCCAAACAGUUCAUAAGGUCCGAGAUAAAAGUUUGAUACUUUUUUGCUGUUUCGAUUGAGUGGCUCUCUCUCCAAGAGAAUUGUUUUGCCAGAGUCUUUUCUCACAAUUCAUAUUCCAUGCAGGCAUUGUAUACAUUACUAGUUGCAGGCUUCAACCUUUUUUGUCCGAAUUUUUAGACGCUUUAACUUGCUCCCGUCAAUGUUGUUCUUGUGACGGUUAUAUGCAACGUUUUUAAAAGAUUUUAGUUUUUACCAUACUAAGUUUGAUUUUUCCAUUUUUACUCAUUGAUGUCUCUUUUUACUUGGAGAGAUAUUUUACAAUAAUGAGAUUAUUUAACGUAUACAAGCUUAAAAGCUGCUAUGCUAUUGAGACGCA
This is a messenger RNA of Ziziphus jujuba (common jujube), 1865 nucleotides long. RefSeq lists its product as uncharacterized. NCBI's taxonomy places the organism in Eukaryota, Viridiplantae, Streptophyta, Magnoliopsida, Rosales, Rhamnaceae. Gene Ontology annotation, cellular component: mitochondrial small ribosomal subunit. The transcript is spliced from 4 exons. The coding region runs from base 180 to 1460 and encodes 426 amino acids. Gene Ontology annotation, molecular function: structural constituent of ribosome. The record is from RefSeq and is a predicted model, not a curated record. Gene Ontology annotation, biological process: mitochondrial translation.